Folsomia candida is the source of this 823-nucleotide messenger RNA. Its product is annotated as dynein heavy chain 5, axonemal-like. NCBI's taxonomy places the organism in Eukaryota, Metazoa, Arthropoda, Collembola, Entomobryomorpha, Isotomidae. The coding region runs from base 35 to 772 and encodes 245 amino acids. The record is from RefSeq and is a predicted model, not a curated record. The transcript is spliced from 3 exons. Gene Ontology annotation, biological process: microtubule-based movement. Gene Ontology annotation, cellular component: dynein complex. Gene Ontology annotation, molecular function: minus-end-directed microtubule motor activity; dynein light intermediate chain binding; dynein intermediate chain binding.
AGACUUCAACGAAACCUGUCCGCUCCUUGAGCUGAUGACCAAUCGCGCCAUGAAGGAUCGCCACUGGGAGAAAAUUGGCGACAUUACCGGUCACAUUUUCAACAUUGAGAAUGAAAAUUUCAGCUUGAAGCAUGUCAUGGAAGCGCCCAUCUUGCAAUUUAAGGGUCUCGUGGAGGACGCCUGCAUCGGGGCACAGGAGGAACGGGAAAUGGAGAUGAAGUUGAAACAACUUCAACUCGAUUGGAGCACGGUCCCCCUGCUUUUCGCCCAUUUUAAGAAUCGUGGCGAAAUUCUGCUCCGUGAGGCGGAGACGAUGGAGACCAUGGCGUCGUUGGAUAAAUCCAUCCUCGUCGUCCAAGCCAUGAUUGACAAUAAGUAUCACGGUUUCUUCAAAAAAGAGUUGAACACCCGGCUAGGCGAUUAUACGAAGACGAGAGGGAUUUUGGAGAUGUGGCUGCAAACUCAGACGCUGUGGAUGGACAUGGAGGCCGUCUUUGUGGGGGGUGAUAUCGCGAGAAAUAUUCCCCUGGAGGCGAAACGAUUUAACAACUCUAACCGAAACUGGAUGAAGAUAAUGCAGGGGGCGAGAGAAAACCCGUUCGUCAUUUCGUUCUGCGUCAGCGACGAGUUCAUGGCGCAAAUCCUCCCACAUUUGAAGGAACAGUUGGAACUCUGCGAAAAAGCGGUCAACGAGUUUGUCGAGCAGCAGGAAAUCGCCGCGGCCGAGGCGGCGGCAGCCGAAGCGGCGAAGGAGGCGGCAGAGAAAUUUUAAAAGUAAUUAAAAAGUGGACAAAAUAAUAAUCUGGAAAUUUAAAUGUAAAAA